Molecule: messenger RNA, 649 nt
Organism: Eubalaena glacialis (North Atlantic right whale)
Lineage: Eukaryota; Metazoa; Chordata; Mammalia; Artiodactyla; Balaenidae
Gene: GOLGA7B
Product: golgin A7 family member B
Exons: 5
Coding region: 1-510 (169 amino acids)
Biological process (GO): peptidyl-L-cysteine S-palmitoylation; protein targeting to membrane
Cellular component (GO): palmitoyltransferase complex
Source: RefSeq, a predicted model, not a curated record
AUGGCCACUGAGGUCCACAAUCUGCAGGAGCUCCGGCGAAGUGCCUCGCUGGCCACCAAGGUCUUUAUCCAGAGAGACUACAGCGAUGGGACCAUCUGUCAGUUCCAGACCAAAUUCCCCCCAGAGCUGGACAGCCGGAUCGAGCGGCAGCUCUUUGAGGAGACUGUGAAGACCCUCAACAGCUUCUACGCAGAGGCAGAGAAGAUUGGGGGCAGCUCCUACCUCGAGGGCUGCCUGGCCUGUGCCACGGCCUACUUCAUCUUCCUCUGCAUGGAGACCCACUAUGAGAAGGUCCUCAAGAAGAUCUCCCGAUACAUCCAGGAGCAAAACGAGAAGGUCUUUGCCCCCCGAGGCCUCCUGCUCACAGACCCCGUGGAGCGUGGGAUGAGGGUUAUAUCCUUUCCAGCUAUCGAGAUCUCCAUCUACGAGGACCAGUGCAGCAGUGGCAGCUCUAGCAGUGGCAGUAGCAGUGGCAGCGGCAGCAGCAGCGGCGGGGCGGGUGGCCGGUGACUGGCCGAGAGUCCCUGCAGGGAGGUGUACGACUGGACUGAGGGCCCUGCAGACCUGUGGCGGCUCCGCUACCAGAGCACCCGCUUCUGAGUCGUUCUCUGGGCCCACCCUGCUGCCCAGGGCAGGAGGGAGGGUGACC